UAAAACUAGCUAACUGUGUAUAAAGCAGUUAAAACUAGCUUACUGUGUAUAAAGCAGUAACUUUAGCUACAUUUCCUCUGUAUUUUCUCGAGUCUUUGUUUUCCGACUGUGUGAACUCGGUUACAAACAUGUUUCAGUACUAACUGUAAAAACUUGUGCAGGAAAAUGGCGGGCUGUUUAAGGCACUGUGCAAACAUGAUGUAAGUCUAAUGUAUUCUUCUUCUUCUGAACCGACAUUUCUUAAUUUGCAUUCUCACACUGCAGUGGCUCUGUUACCAGCAGCUGUGACCGCCACUUCUGCAUGUGGGGUUUUAUUUUAGUAUCUGCGCUCCCAUAAUGCAUCUCUCCCAUCAGACUACAUGUCUCUGAGUCAUCAGGACGAGGUCUGGCCUUUAAAAUCCACCUGAGAGCUGACUCUGCCUCCUCCGGACCGCCUCUCCGAAGGUUCGUCUGUUUGUGAUGACUGUCGAGUCCCAGCUGUUAUCAGACUCCGUUUCAUAAGCACCCGGUCAUGUGACAUCUCCUUCCUCCUGUCAGUCAUGCUGGGUGUGAUGAGGGUUGCCUCCCCUUCAGCUCUCCGGCGCCCCCCUGAGGAGGCUUUAGUCUCUCUUUAGUCUCUGUCCUGCUGUCUGUCUGCUACAGACCAGGUCCUGUCGUGUCACCAGGGUCAACAUGGCGUCCUGAACGAGGAGUUAAAUCACCGACGAGCUCGGUGAAGGUCUCCUCCCCCGGCGAUGUUCAGCCUGACUGAACGCAGCUUUAGACCCCCAUGUCUUCUACAUGUAUAUCUUAUUAGAAAGCGGCACCCAGCAUUUUACUGUUGCAGCUGAUCAAGGUGGAGCUGUUUUGAGCUAUUUGGUGUGCAUGUUGACAAGUUUAAUAUUCUUUCUGUCAUAUCAUAUAAGCUCAUUAUUCGAUCAGAUAAAUGUAGUGCAGCCUCUGAAAUGAAGUGAAGUAGAAGUGGAAAGCAGCAGAAAAUGGAAGUACAAGUACCGCAAAGCUGUGCUGACGUAUAGUUUUCCUCAGUCGAACUUCACCAAAUUGCAGUUUGACACACAAACAUGUUAAUGUGCUUUUUUUAAUCUACUGAUGGAGACGAGUCCAUUAAUCUGACCUGGGUUCAGUAUUAAAUGUUGCUGUCACAGAUGCUGCAGUGAUCAGACUGAACUCUCGAACUGAUCCAGAGUCUGUAUCUUACUGUUGUUUUUUUAAGUGUUUCUCGUCAGCCGCCGAGCUGCAGCAAGUGGGUGCAACUGCAGCAUCUGUUCCGCUCUGUGGUCAGAAGGGGGGAGGAGGAUGCUGCCUUCAUCUCCCCCUCUGCACAGUCACUUCCUCUGAGAGGGAGGGAGGGAGGAGAGGUGAAGAGAUAGAGACACAGAGACAUACAGAAAGAGUGGAAGAGAGAGAGAAAGAAAGAAGGAAGCCAUUUUGGUUCCUCAGUGUCAUGUCUGCCUGCACUUUGCUUUCUUAUUUCUGGUUUCUUUGCUUGGAAAGACUCUCGGAGAGAUAGAAAGAAGGAGUGGUGAGAAACGAGGCGGCCUGUCAGCUGGAGAGAGUCGAACGGCAGACGUCCAACUGAAGAACACCUGAAGAGCGAGGAGGACGCAGGAUGAGUUCUGACCGAGUGCCGUCCAGGUCGGAGGUGAUGGGGUGGAGCCCACAGCAGCUGGCAGACUACCUGAAGAGGAUGAGCCUGUCUGGAUGUGACAAAGCCGUGCUGAAGAACUCCAUCAGCGGCUCCAGAUUUGUGAAUCUGAGCGAUAACGACCUCCAGAAAUUCCCCAAACUCCACGCUCCGAUGAUCUCUAAGAUCAGCACAGAAAUCAGCAAGAAGGAGGAGCGAAGAGGCCUGUUCGGGAAAAAAGCGACGCCCAAAUAUCACGAACCAGACACCGCUGCUGACGUCCAGGGUUGGGCUGAAGACGAGUUUGAUGAAGAGUUUGACGAUGACUACGAGAGCCCGUACAGCGGUGAUGAGGAGGGCAGCGGGGGGGACUACGAGUCCCCGAACGAUGACCUGGACGCGGCCAACGAUUACGAACCUCCUCCCUCCGAACCUCCAGAGGACCUGGCCCACAAGCUGUGCCCCACCCUGCCCAUUGGAGACAGCGACUAUAUAGAUAACAGGGAUAACCAUGUGUCAUCCAGAGGCCCACCUGCCUUGUGUCCCCGCCCCCCCGUCUCCACCUUGUCUGCACCGUCGUCCCGGAUGCCAGGAGAGUCCUCCUCCUCUAGAAGAGACCACUCCCCUCACAGCGGUGGACGACUACCAGGAAAACUUCCUCCGGGGCCGCCGCAGAUCUUUCGUGGCACGAAACCGGGCAGAGAUUCAGGAUCCAACCAGUCCCCCAUCAGAGGACCUCACCGCAACACAGUGGACAGGCCGGCCACACAAGCGUGGAGGCCUCAGGCGGACGUCCCCGAACCUCCCACCUGGCCCAAACCUCCUAUUCUUCUUCCGUCCUCCACCUCCAUCAACAGGAGCAACUCCUCAGUCAAACCUCCCCCCAACAGGACUGAUGUGAGGAGAGAGCAAACACACGAUGAAGCUCCUAAACACAACACCUUCCCCCUCCACAAUAAAAGUCUGCCCCCCCGCCCUGGACUCCCCGGGCCCCCCUCACGCCACGGAGACAGCCUGCCGCCCAGUGUUCCCUCUGCAGGAUCUCUGCCUCACAAACUGCACUCUGCGCUGGCCGAACAGAGAGGCAGCGUGGUCGGGUCCGACAGACAGUCGUUUCGUCCUGCCCCCCCGACAGCAGCAAGCACACAGGAGCUGGACCCUCGCUGGUAUGUGGGCCGGGUGACCAGGGGUCAGGCGGAGGGAUGUCUCAAACAAGUCUGCAAGGACGGGGCGUACCUGGUGAGGGACAGCACCCGGCAGCUGGCCAACCAGCCCUUCACCCUGAUGGUCUUCUACCAGGACAAAGUCUACAACAUCCAGAUCAGAGAGCAGAACCAGAACUUCCUGCUGGGAACUGGACUCAAAGUCCAGGAGUCUUUCCCGUCAGUGAGUGACAUCAUCUGCCAUUACUCCCAGUCUCCUCUGCUCCUCAUCGACGCCAAAAACCGCGACUCCAGCCAGCAGAACCAGUGUCUGCUCUCCGACCCGGCUGGAUACUACAUGACCAGACAGAACUGGUCCUGACCGGAUGGACCGGACCGGACGAGUCAAACUAAACCCAGCAGGCAGGAUUGAGAACCUCAGACCUGUUAACUGAAGACUUGUUCUGUGAAGGUGAAAAAUGUCAGAUUUUUGCAUAUGUCGCUUCAUUUGCUGAUUUUUGACCUUUUGUUUCUAGCUUGGCGCCGGCGCUCUGUUCUUGAGUUCGAAGGGUCGGAGACGAGAAACCUUCAGAGCUCCAAAACGUUUCUGAGUGCAGAAGGUUUUAAAUUUGGAUUUCUGUAUGACGCUAGUUCCUGUACAUGAUGUUGGAUAAACGCUGUGUGUCUGUAUGUUCCACAUUCAAACUAUGUUGGUGUUUAUGGCAAACGCUGUUCAGCCGAGCUGAUUGUAUUUAAAGCCUCCAGAGUUUCACUUCCUGCUGAACUUCUGUUCAGUCUGGGACAUUUUUAAUUCACUGUAAACGUGUCGGAUUCAACUGGUUUGUGGCUCAGCUGUCCUCAUUAAAACGCCUUGAAAACA
Molecule: messenger RNA, 3646 nt
Organism: Siniperca chuatsi (mandarin fish)
Lineage: Eukaryota; Metazoa; Chordata; Actinopteri; Centrarchiformes; Sinipercidae
Gene: lcp2a
Product: lymphocyte cytosolic protein 2a
Exons: 22
Coding region: 1610-3148 (512 amino acids)
Biological process (GO): intracellular signal transduction; cell surface receptor protein tyrosine kinase signaling pathway
Molecular function (GO): protein binding
Source: RefSeq, a predicted model, not a curated record